Molecule: messenger RNA, 1221 nt
Organism: Pochonia chlamydosporia 170
Lineage: Eukaryota; Fungi; Ascomycota; Sordariomycetes; Hypocreales; Clavicipitaceae
Product: ethanolamine kinase
Exons: 2
Coding region: 1-1221 (406 amino acids)
Biological process (GO): phosphatidylcholine biosynthetic process; phosphatidylethanolamine biosynthetic process
Cellular component (GO): cytoplasm
Molecular function (GO): ethanolamine kinase activity; choline kinase activity
Source: RefSeq, a predicted model, not a curated record
AUGGCGCCUGCAGCUGCAGUUUCCCCUGGCGAACAUGGCCACGUUCGCUUCAUCCCUCUCAAAUACGACAACAGUGACUCUCAGAACUCAGCGAUGAAACUCAUUCUUACACUGUUUCCUCAAUGGGCCAACGAUGAGGCUCACAUCGACUUUGUCCGUUUCACCGACGGUAUCACCAACACAUUGCUCAAGGCGGUCAAUCGCCGUCCCGGAUUAACCAAGGCCCAAAUCGACAAGGACGCCGUUCUGCUUCGAGCCUAUGGUAAUGGCACCGACGUUCUCAUUGAUCGUGAGCGGGAAGCAGCAAAUCAUGAACUUCUUAUGAGAUACAACCUGGCCCCCCAACUUUUGGCCCGAUUCGGCAACGGUAUGCUCUACCGCUUCAUCCCAGGUGCCGUCGCCCAACCCAAAGACCUCGCCGACGCUCCUAUCCUCAAGGCCAUCGCUCGGCGACUGGCCCAGUGGCACGCAACCGUGCCAUGUAUCCCUGACUCGUCACUUCGACGAAACAGCAUCAGCAACGGGGAUCUCAGUAACAGUGCCCUCAUCGUCAACGCCGCCGCAGGAAAACCCAUCCCCAAUGUCUGGACGACGAUGCAGAAGUGGAUCCUGGCCUUGCCUACAGACACGGAGCCGCGUCGCGAGAGAAGAGCCCUGCUACAAGAAGAGCUCGAAAAGAUGGUCAAGCGGCUCGCGCACCGCCCUGGAUUGGGUAGUAACGGGCUGGUAUUUGCCCACUGUGACCUUCUAUGCGCCAAUGUAAUCAUUCAUCGCGAUGACGCUGCCGAGCCAUCCGUUAGCUUCAUUGACUACGAAUACGGAACGCCAUCUCCGGUGGCAUUCGACAUUGCAAACCACUUUGCCGAAUGGGUUGGCUACAACUGCGACUAUGCCGCCAUUCCUACCAAAUCUCAGAGGCUUGCUUUCAUCCGCGAGUACAUUUCUUCCUACGCCAAGCUGUCUGGCAAGACAAUGGACGAGGAAGAGGAAACGCGGAAGCUGAUGGAAGAGGUGGAUGUGUUCCGAGGCGUUCCUGGCUUCUUCUGGGGCAUCUGGUCCUUGAUCCAGGCCAUGAUCUCUCACAUCGAUUUUGACUACGCCUCGUAUGCCGAAGAGCGAUUGGGUGAAUACUGGGCAUUCAUGGCCGAAGACGACGGUAGCCGCGUCGCCUCGGGCAAGGAAAUACCCUUGCGGGAGAAGAAAUGGGCCAGCACUGAAUGA